AUGAUGAAUUACCCUUCUGAACUUUUUCAAUCUCCCUCUUCUCAGCCUCCAUCCUCAUCCUCAUCAUCAAACAAUGCGGCGCCGCGAAGUCUCCCAGCAUAUCCCUCUAUCUCGCGCUCUGCUCCAGCAUUUUCUUUUCCCUCAAUAGACACAGGGUUGGGGAUAUCAUAUUGUGACAUGGGCCUCGGUGGCGACCACAUGAGACAGUAUCAGCCAUCAGAGCAUGAUUCGGCGGAUUGGCUUGGCCAAAUGAUGCCGGUAACCUUGCCAUAUCGAUGUUCGCUUAACACUACUCAUCUUUCACCCGCGACGUUUUACGACCCGUAUUCAGGCUCUGAGACCUCUGCCUCGCCUCUCAGCUAUUGCGGCCCACAAACGAUGAGUGCUUCACCGAGUCGCGGACCAGACUUAGACUACGGGACAGGACAUGAUAUGGACUACGGGACAGGACAUGAUAUGACGACCAUGCAUACGUACAAUUUUUGGCCGGGUACCCCGCGUUCAGAGCCUGAUGUCCAAGUGAAGGAAGAGCCGAACAUGGAAUACCGAGACGGAUCAUAUCAGGAAUGCACGAAGCCGUCUAUGCCAAUACCUGCGCCUGACGUACAACUCGGGACCAAUGACACGCCUAUGAGACUGGAGGGCUUCGGGGAAAUGAGAGCUGAUAUUCGAGCAUCGGCUGAGCUGGAAGUUGGCCGUGACUCGACAGCAGAGCUUUCAGCGCCCCCUUCAGAGAUUACCUUUGAAAUUGCUCUGAAAGGUGUCUCUUUGCCGAACCGAGGACAACUGAAGAUUCCACCUGCCAGUGGCCUUACGUGUACCGUGUGCGGCGCCGAAUUCACGCGCCGGUCUAACUGUCGGGAACACAUGAAAAAGCACGACCCGAGCAGCAGAAAGCUAUACCCGUGCGAGGACUGUGGAAAGACCCUUGGAAGAAGGACCGACCUCAAGAGGCAUAUUGACAGUGUUCAUCGAGGGAUUCGCAGAUUCGGGUGCGAUCAAUGCGGCUACCGUUUCAGCAGACACGAUACACUCGCACGCCAUGUGGCAGACGGAUGCCGGAGAUCGCCCGUCGAAUUCAGUACCCCUAAGAGAAAAUCCAGCGGGUCGUCACGCAAAACGAGUAGCCGUACCUAA
Aspergillus calidoustus is the source of this 1137-nucleotide messenger RNA. The record is from the annotation of a GenBank genome assembly. Lineage: Eukaryota; Fungi; Ascomycota; Eurotiomycetes; Eurotiales; Aspergillaceae.